Molecule: messenger RNA, 2760 nt
Organism: Anneissia japonica
Lineage: Eukaryota; Metazoa; Echinodermata; Crinoidea; Comatulida; Comatulidae
Product: apolipoprotein(a)-like
Exons: 9
Coding region: 64-2130 (688 amino acids)
Source: RefSeq, a predicted model, not a curated record
GACGCCCACCUCAGAUUAAUUGAUGCUGAGCUAAGAGUUGGGAAUAACUUUGAGAACUUUGCAAUGAAUAGCAAGUGUGGGAAAUCGGUUUCAACCAAGGAUGUUACCAACAGUGCGAUCAUCGACAUGUUUUGUGAUCCGCCAAUUAUAGGCCGGUAUGUCAGCUUACAGUUGAAAGGAAAACAUGAGUAUCUGAGCGUAUGUGAAGUCCGUGUCUACAGUGAAACAGAUAUUGAAAAAACUGAGUGCUACUAUGAUACAGAAGGCCUGGACUAUAGAGGAAUACGUACAACGACAACUGGCGGCUAUUUAUGCCACUAUUGGAAUACUGACGAGAACAUGGCAUAUAUCACCAAUAAUAACCACACGACUGAAGGGAUAGGAGAUCAUAACUUCUGCAGGAAUCCUGACAUGGAUGAAACGGUGUGGUGCUUCUCUGAACUUCCUGAAAUAAAUUGGCAAAUUUGUGCUGUACCAGAUCCGCAAGAGUCUUGUUCAAUUGGGGAACUGAAGAUGGACCGUUCACUAUUUUUUCUCUUCCUGUUCAUAUUAUCGGCAUCGUCAUCUUAUCUUUCACUGAAGCGUUCUAUCUAUAGUGAAACACCCUCGGAAACGCUCAGAAACGCAGUUGAUGGGAAUGACGCCUUCUCCAAUCAGACCUGUUACACAUCUACAAGUAAUGGUUUCGAAGAGUGGAUAAAAAUAGACCUUGAUCAACAAUUUAACGUAACCAGUAUCACAAUCAUUAAUAGAGUCGAAAAUGAUCUUGACACUCACCUCAGAUUGGCCGAUGCUGAGCUGAGAGUUGGGAAUAACUUUGAAAACUUCGCAAUGAAUAGAAAGUGUGGGGCGUCGAUUUCAACCAAGGAUGUUACCAACAGUGCGAUCAUCGACAUGGUUUGUGAUCCGCCAAUUAUAGGCCGGUAUGUCAGCUUACAGUUGAAAGGAAAACAUGAGUAUCUGAGCGUAUGUGAAGUCCGUGUCUACAGUGAAACAGAUAUUGAAAAAACUGAGUGCUACUACAGGACAAACGGAAGGGAUUAUAGAGGAAUGCGUACAACGACAGUUGGCGGUCUUUUAUGUGACUAUUGGGAUACAGAAUACGGAGAAUAUUUUUUAAGUAGCAGCGUUUAUAAUACAACCUUCGAAUCCACUAACAUACUAGGAGUUCAUAACUUCUGCAGAAACCCUGACGGAGAUACAACUGUGUGGUGCGUAACCGAGACAGGAUGGGAGUAUUGUGCUGUGGAAAAUCCGGGAGAGGCAUGUUCAAUACAACCCUUCAGUGGCAAGUUAUUACCAAUUGGACUAUGGCUAUUAGAUUCCGUUUGUGAUACCUACGAGGACGUUCACAAUUUGUACAAUGUCGGUCUGGUGUCUAGAUUGUGCAAUGAAGGGACGGAAAUUCGCACUGGUGGCGGCAAAACACCGAUUUCUCUCUUCAUAAGCGAAUAUCCCAGCGCAGAUGUCAUCGGACUCACAGUAGCUGUAUAUAUGUACCCUUACCUACAGUCAAAUGGACCUAUUAUAUUAGGAUACUAUAAAUCAACUGAAGAAUUGUUGAUACGCCAAACACCAGAUGCUGCUAGAAAUGGUAACUCUCAAGUUGAAGUUUACAUUCAAAACCACAUGAUCACCAGUGCCAACGUGUUCCUGCCAAACUCUUGGACUUUUUUGGCAGUCACGUAUGAGAAAACCGGACGAUUGGUAAAACUUUGGCGUAAUGGAGAAAUAGCAAGUAUCGGCUACGUCGAUCUAAGUAUAGAGUUUGUAGGUAAAUUGCAGGAGAUAACUCUUGGAGCAACAUCACAGAAUUCGUCUGGUUUACAUGCUAAGUUGUCAUGGUUGCAACUGUACGAUCAUGUUCUGAACGAAGCCGAGAUGAAAGCAGCAAUGGAAAUUAAACCGACGUCACAUCAAUAUGCUACUAUCUUUCAACGUGAGUCGUCAGAAAGUUGCAGUGAACAUUCUCAGCAAGUCGGAGUAGUCAGUACGAAGAGCGCCACCAUGUGUGCUCAGCGGUGCAUUCGCCGCUUUAUGUGCCGUCGGUUUACCUUUGAUAAAACGUCAUUAAUUUGUACUUUGUAUGUCAAUCAAAAUACUAGUUGUGGGUAUAAGAAAAAAAAAUAGAUUUAUCGCUCACGAACUGACGUCAUAAUUAUUUCUGAGCCCACAUUUAUAAGCCUAUGCCUUUAGGAGACUAACUACCCGGUUCCGUCAAAACACCUCAUCCAGUAGAUCUGCUGUUUAAGUUUAUAUACAUGUGGAGAAUAUGUAAAAUUAUUUAUGUGAAUUAAAAGGUAAAAUACUGGUAAACAACAAUGCUGGGGUAAACAAUAGCUGACUCUCGGAAGAGAUACAAAAUCGCUAAGCAGAAGCUAAAAUGUAAAUGUACAGAAAAAGAACUAGAAUUUUUAAUUAGACAACACUAUAGGUCCUUCCUUAAGUGGCAAGUGUAAUAUUUACUGUAUAAUUAUUUAUAAAAUAAAUAUUUGUAAAUGUAAUAGGUGGUACAGCACGUUUUUUUCGCCUUUUUUAUACAUUGAGCACCAAUUUUUGGUGGUGAUGUUUGCGCUUUAAAAAUCGUUAUUAUUAUUAUUAUUAUUAUUAUUAUUAUUAUUAUUAUUAUUAUUAUUAUUAUUAUUAUUAUUAUAUUACUUAUGGGAAUAUAGAUUGGUUUAUUAAUUGAUUGCCGAUAUGUAGAGUCCUCUGUAGGUGGAUGGAAGAAAGUUAUGUUAUCUUUUACUAAUUAGCAUACUC